Hibiscus syriacus is the source of this 1653-nucleotide messenger RNA. RefSeq lists its product as uncharacterized. The transcript is spliced from 3 exons. Bases 237 to 1454 code for a protein of 405 amino acids. The record is from RefSeq and is a predicted model, not a curated record. Lineage: Eukaryota; Viridiplantae; Streptophyta; Magnoliopsida; Malvales; Malvaceae.
UAUAUUAAUCAAGUUUAUGAGUCUUGAGUCUUGGUGAAUCGCACUGAUUUUUGGCCCUUCCCAGAAAAUUUUAUGAAUUUCCGUGUUGAUUGCGUUUGGCUGCCUUAAUCACAAAGCCACAUGUCUUCCAGUUAUCGAAGCGGAGAUUCAAAGAGAGUUUGAAGAGCUGCCGUAGUGUCGCUGGAAGCAGAAGGGGGCGUUUUGUUUUUCGUUUCGUUUUUUCAGAGCUGAGAAAUAUGCCUUUCCCAAUGAAGAUCCAACCUAUCGAUUUCAGCCCUUCAGAAGAUGUAGCGCCGCCUCGUUUGGAGGCGGUAAAACCGGUGGGGAAAUCACGGUUCAAGAGGCUGUUCGAGCGCCCGUUUCCUAGUGUUCUAAGGAAUUCCGCGGCGGAGAAGGUGGAUGCCGUUGCAGCCGAUGAGUUGCCUUUUAGCAAAGAAUGCACCGCGGAGUUCGAGCCGAGCUCCUUUUGUUUGGCGAAGAUGGUGCAAAAUUUCAUCGAAGAAAACACCGAGAAACAUCAAUCUGGUGCGAUUAGGUGUAGUCGUAACCGCCCUAACUGCUUCAAUCGUAACUACAACGAAAGCUCGGAAGACGAAUUGGAUGGUUUCGGUUUUAGUGACUCCAAUCCCUCUUAUUCUGCUGAAGCAUCUGAAAUUCUGAAGAGCUUGGUUCCCUGUGGGAGUGUGAUUGAAAGGAAUUUACUGGCCCAUACAGCGAAGGUUAUGGAGAAGAACAAGAUCUCUAAACACAAAGAUGAUUUCUGCAGGAAGAUUGUUGCUGAUGGGUUAAUGGCCCUUGGAUACGAUACUUCUAUCUGCAAAUCUCGUUGGGAAAAAUCACCCUCUUAUCCCGCCGGUGAAUAUGAAUACAUAGAUGUGAUAAUUGACGGGGAGAGAUUGCUGAUAGACAUCGAUUUCCGAUCAGAAUUCGAAAUUGCCCGAUCAACAAAGACUUAUAAAUCAAUCCUCCAAUUGCUUCCCUUCAUUUUCGUAGGCAAAGCUGAUCGUCUCCAGAGAAUAAUUGCAAUUGUUUCCGAAGCGGCUAAGCAGAGCCUGAAGAAGAAGGGAAUGCAUGUUCCUCCAUGGCGGAAAGCUGAGUAUGUCAGCGCUAAAUGGCUCUCUCCUUACAACCGAGUCACACCUUCACCUUCACUUGCUCCUACUCCCACCCCCACACCUACCCCCACCCCCACAUUUGGGACACUUGAAGAAUCUGAAUUCGACACAAAAGCUAAACAGAAAGACCAACCUAUUAUUGAAUUGAAUUCCGAGGAAAAAAACUCGGUUGAGGAUGCUGAGUUAGGCGAAUCCAUAUUUACUUUCUCCGAGUACUCUGAAGAAGAUUGGAAGGAAACGGUGGAGAAAGAAGGGCGGAAGCCACCUGAGACGAAACCCAAGAGCUCACAGACUGGGAUUAAGAUCGUGACUGGUUUGGCUGUCAGUAAUCGAAGAUGAAGCCAGAAAUUUUUGACCUUUUCUUUAUAUUUUUCUCCUAUCUUUUCCCAUUUUUGGGUAUUAAGAGAACCAAAUACUAUGGUUAACUUUUUAAAUCCCCUUCUGCUUUUAAUACAAGGGUUGAUAUCUGGCUCUACUACUGAUAUGAAAUCAGAUUGUUAUAUAAAUGGUUAAACAAGUGAAGGAAUUUUGUUUUUAA